Molecule: messenger RNA, 6545 nt
Organism: Argiope bruennichi
Lineage: Eukaryota; Metazoa; Arthropoda; Arachnida; Araneae; Araneidae
Exons: 24
Coding region: 268-3939 (1223 amino acids)
Biological process (GO): regulation of DNA-templated transcription
Cellular component (GO): super elongation complex
Source: RefSeq, a predicted model, not a curated record
UUUCGAAACAGAGUGAUUGCGCAAUAAAAAUACUCUUCAACUUUUCAAUUAGUUUGAUUAUCUCUGCACCUGCUUUAAAUUUAUGCGUAUAAAAAUAUGAAAACUCAAACUGAUAUUUAUGAUUUUGUUUCCACUUUAAUUAAAAUCUCACCUUAGACACAUUUCUUUUAUUCUUUUUUUUAAUGAUAUAAUAUGACCUAUAUACACUGAAAAUAGGUAAAUUGAUUUAAAUUUUAAGGAAUCCCACUGAAAAUUAAAAAAAAAAAAAUGAGUUUAGAAGUUAAAAUAGAAAUUAGGAGCACUGUCAAGAAAAAGGCAAAUUGUUUUGCAGAUGGUAUCACUCACGAUUUUAUUGUGUUUGUGCAGGGUCACAAUGGCAAUCAUAUUGAACAUUUUAUAAAAGAAAUUGUUUUUUAUUUGCCUUUUAAUUCAAAUUCGAAACAAGUAAGAAGGAAGCCACCGUAUUUCAUACAAGGAUCUACGCAAGCUUCUUUCCGCUUGCCAAUAGAUUUAUUUUUCCAUACCACAAUUAAUCUUUUCAAAAUGAGUAUUUCAUAUUACUUGCUUGUUCCUGAUAAACCUUUGGAGAAUGCUGUAUGUGUGAAGACUUUAACAUUCCUGAAUACUCCUCAAGAUUUUAAGGAAAGGUUACUUCUUGGUGGUGCGGAAGAGGCUCACCAUGAGAAGAAUUCUGAUGCAGUUGCUACACGUGUCACAUGUAAAAGUGAACCGGUUGAGAUUAUUGAAAACCAAGAAGAGGUUCACCAUCAGAUGAAUUCUGAUGCAGUUGCUACGCAUGCCACAUGUAAAAGUAAACCAGUUGAGAUUAUUGAAAACCAAGAAGAGGUUCACCAUCAGAAGAAUUCUGAUGCAGUUGCUACACAUGUCACAUGUAAAAGUGAACCGGUUGAGAUUAUUGAAAACCAAGAAGAGGUUUACCAUCAGAAGAAUUCUGAUGCAGUUGCUGCACAUGUCACAUGUAAAAGUGAACCGGUUGAGAGUAUUGAAAACCAAGAAGAGGUUCACCAUCUGAUGAAUUCUGAUGCAGUUGCUACACAUUCCACAUGUAAAAGUGAACCAGUUGAGAUUAUUGAAAACCAAGAAAAGGUUCACCAUCUGAUGAAUUCUGAUGCAGUUGCUACACAUGCCACAUGUAAAAGUGAACCAGUUGAGAUUAUUGAAAACCAAGAAAAGGUUCACCAUCUGAUGAAUUCUGAUGCAGUUGCUACAAAUUCCACAUGUAAAAGUGAACCAGUUGAGAUUAUUGAAAACCAAGAAGAGGUUCACCAUCUGAUGAAUUCUGAUGCAGUUGCUACAAAUUCCACAUGUAAAAGUGAACCAGUUGAGAUUAUUGAAAACCAAGAAGAGGUUCACCAUCUGAUGAAUUCUGAUGCAGUUGCUACAAAUUCCACAUGUAAAAGUGAACCAGUUGAGAUUAUUGAAAACCAAGAAGUAGUUGAUUUCAAGGACACAUCUGAGAAGAGUAGUGAGCAGAUAUUAUGCAAAAUCGAACCUACUGAGGAUAUGAGUAUUCAGGAAGAAUUCCAUAAUCAGUUGCCAAACACUUGCAUUCAAAGUAAAGAUAUUUCAGAGCAAAGUAGCAGUUCAGGGAAUCAAAGCAUUUAUUGUUCUGAUGAAUUGUUGAAAGAAAAUGGAAUUCUCAAGAAAGAAAGUGAAAGUUUAAAUAAAAAAUUUAGCAAUCUGAGGAGUUUAAUUACAACUUAUAAUGAAAAGCUUCCUGUUCUACAAAAUAAGUUUUCUUCUGUUACUGCAGAGCUGAAUGAAUUAAAGCAAAAAGCUGAAACCAAUGAAGCAAAAAUUUCGACUUUGAAAUCAGAUGUGCAAUUGCUUAUGUCUGAAAUACUUCAGCAUAAAAAAAAAGUUAAUGAAGUUACAGGGAAGAUGAAAAGGCAAGAAACAUCAGCUAUUUUGAGCUCUUCUUUUGAUUCUGAAAGCUUCAAAUCAUCAUUAUCUUUAGAAAACGAACCAAGUACUAACAUUUUAUCAGCUGAAAAAGGGAGAACAGUAAUGAACAAAUCAAUUAACAAAGACUUGUACAAAAAUUUAAAUGAAGGGUCAGGGCAGCAAUAUGCAAAAGAUAAACAAAACAAAUUGCAGGAGGCUUUAAUUGAGGAUAGAGAUGCAGAUCAUACUAUUUUAAACCCUGAAAAAACUAAAACUAAUAUUGAGAAAUUGUCAACAGAAAAUGACUGUUUGCAACUUCGAGACUGCAACUAUGAGAAAGAUGAAAUACAAAAAUUUUCAUCUAAUCAAAAAGAUACAGAACUUGCUGUUUUAAGUUGUUCAGAAAGAGAUGUAGAUUCUUCCAAUACUAAGACAAUAACAAUUAAAAAAGAUGAAUUACAAAUGUCUUUAUUGAAGAGAAAAAAUAUAGAAUCUGUUGAUUCAAACUACCAAGAAAGAGAUUCAGUUGUUUCUAAUUUUAUUCAUCUUGAAAAUCCUUCACUGAAUAGAAAAAGGGCUAGGUUUCUUCCUAUUCCUGAAGACAGAAAGGAACAUUGCAGAGCCAACACUAGUGUUCAACAACAUGAUCUCUGUUUAAUCCCAUGUGUUACAUCCUUGGAUAUUCCUGAAUCUGAAAAACACUCAACAGGUGCUGAACAAGUUUGUUUACCCACUAAAGGUUCUUUAAAUACAAUUACAGCUCCUUGCAUUGCAGCAAAUGAACAGUUUGGGAAAUUCACUCAAAAUAAGUGUUUUAAAAAUCCUAAAAGUGAAACUAACCCUCAAUUUACAAAUGCUAUUCAAAAUAUUGUUAAAUACAUUAAUAAAAGGCCAAUAUCUGACUCUGACUUUAAAUCUUAUGUUCAUUCAUUAUUUCAGUUCUUAGUCAAUCCAGUAAAUUCCCCUAACAUCUCAACAUUGAUAUUUCUUGUCAUUAAUCAUCUUUGCUUCACUAGAAGAAAUUAUCUUAAAGAUUUCAAAAAAGACCAAGCUAAUUGCAUAUUUUUACCUUCAUCAGAGAGCUGCAUAGUUACAACCCUUUUUGAGAUUGAGAAGAAAUCUGAGACAUAUUCACAGUUAAAAUUAAUUAAAAACAUGUUGAGUACAAUUCACGAAUUUGUAAGGACAUGGAAAAAAAAGUAUAAUAUUCAUGGAGUAGCUUCUCUUUGUAGAGUAUUUACAGAGAUAUGUAAAAGAAAGAAAGAUUUACUGAGCCCUCUCUCUUUAUGUGCUGAUAUACUGAAAAUGAGACAUAUUUAUGCUCCUUACUUGAUUGCAUCAAUUGUUGGAGUCUGGAAAGAGCCCUUUAUGGUGCCUUCUGAUAAUUCAGAUGAAACAAUGAUAUUGAUAGGCGCUAUUUCAUUAGGAGUUCAAAAUCGGACAGAGGACGCUAACUGCCGUGGAAGGUAUUAUCUUAAAGACUUAAUAUUAGAAUAUUUUGGUUUUCCAAGUUUACCAGGUGUAAACAUAGCUGAGAAUUUAUUGAAAGAUAAAAUUAUUUCAAACUGCACACAAAAUUCACAUGAGAAAUCAUGGAUGUUGACUUCUUCUUUAGUCAUUCUUGCUACUUGUAAACCUUGGCAAUGGACCCGAAAGCAUUUGAUUGAUGAUUUUAUAUUACCUAAUUUAUCAAGAUUUUCUAGUUGGGAGCCACAUGAAAAAGCUUUUGGUUUAUUUUGUGAGCUGUAUGUGGAUGUUUAUCUUCUACACCCUAAUAUUCCAAAUGAAGAAUCUCUGAUUAAAUAUUUUGAGCAAGCAUCAGAUAAAGGUAUUGGUUUUGUAAAAGAAUGGGCUACAGUUUCUUUGAUGAAAUACUUAAUUUCAAAAAGAAGACCAAUCCCUAGCAAUUUUUCAGAAUGGCUUGAAAAGAACAAGGGUAAACUUAGUGCAGAAACGUUCUAUGAAUUUUAUCAGAGAAGAAAGGUAUACUCUAAUGAUAAGUGCUUAAGAUUUGAAGAUAUUGUGAUUACAUAGCUGUUGUAUGUAAAUGCUUGAAUAAGAAUGUUUGUAAAUAUUUAUAUAACUUUUCCCAUUAAAAUAAUCCUUACUACUAAAGAAAUAAAGCAUAUAAUACAGAGUUCCAUUUAACCAAGAGUUUUUUUAAUGAAUUAAAUGCUUGAAUAAGAAUGUUUGUAAAUAUUUAUAUAACUUUUCCCAUUAAAAUAAUCCUUACUAUUAAAGAAAUAAAGCAUAUAAUACAGAGUUCCAUUUAACCAAGAGUUCCUUUAUGAAUUAUUUUAAAAAAUAUUCCAUCCCAAAUACAUUUAAAAAAAAUCUUCAUCAAUAUACAAAAGUAUCCUCUUUCUCCUUGAUAGCUUUGAAAGUAAUAUUCUAGUUACUUUUUAAAUUUCUAACAAUAAUAUGAAUAGGAAUUAAGUUUAUUUGCAUUUUUCUUUUAACUCAUUUGUCUUGGAAUUUCACUUUUUUUUACCAUACAGUUUGUGAAUUUUGAUAUUUUUGAAAGAUUUAAAUUUUUCUCAGCCUUUUGACACAAGUAAGUUUGUAAAAAAGUAGACAAUGUAGAGAAAGCUUUUAAUAAUUUUCCUAAUCAAAUUCUUAGCUGUCAAACAAUAGUUUUUUUUUUUAAAUAUUUGAAUUCCUUCCUGCAACUUAAAAGUUUUGACAUGUGACAUCCAAUUCUGAAAGUCAGAGUAAGUUAAAAACAAUAGAAACAGAACCUAUUUAAUGUUGUUUUCAGGAGAGGAAGAUACUAAAAUGUAAAAUAUUAUGAAAAAAAAAAAAAGAGAGAGAGAGAGUGAGAGAUUUAAUUUAAAAUGAAAAUUAUUUUAUUUGUUAAUGAACCAUGAUAAAGUUUUUUUUCUUCUAAUUUCUUAAAGGAUAUGGCCUUUGUGUCUAUUUUUUUGUUUAAAUAAAAUUAUUUUUCUAAGUGAAGAAGAAAAAGAGAUUAACUGUAAGAGAAAAAUUUAUGAGAAUGAGAUUAUUUAAAAUUUAUGAGAAUGAAAAUAUGAAAUUUUUCUGGCUGUUAAUGAUAUUAAUAUAAGUAAUCAAAUCAAAAUUAAAUCAGAUUUUUACUUUGCAAAUUUUUUCCUAUUAUAAAUUUAAAUGAUUCAGUCCUUAAAUCAAUUGUAAAUGAAAUUGAUGAAAUCAAAUCAGAUUUUAAGAAUUAAAAAAAUUCUCAAAAAAUACUAUGAGUUCUUAGCAGUUAAAAAAAAUUCUAACUCAUUUUAUUAAUUUCCUUUAAAAUAUUUUCAUAUUCACUGAUGAUACAUUUAAGAGUCAACUAAAUGUAAAUCAUUGUUAGGAGUAAUCUGAUUGCUUUAGCAUAACUUUCAAUGUCCAGAAAGUGAAGAAAUGUGGUAGUAUCUGUUGAUCAAAAUGGCAUUAAAAUAUCUAAGGAAAAGUCUAUUAAAUGGGGGUAUUUAAACUAUACUGCAAACUUGUUAAAGAUACUCAGUUCAAUAUACACAUCAUUAUGAAGCAAUUCUCUCUGAACAAAAACGCUGAAGGAAAUAAUUUAUUGUUAAAGGACAGAACAGUACUAAUACUGGAUGCUUCCACAAAUAGAUUAGAUUGAUAAUUAGCAGAACAUUCACUCACUGAGAGAUAUAUCUUGACUUAUUUUUCAGUGAACUGUUUCUUCACCAGUAACACUAUUUCUUUGGUUUUGAGCAAAUAGUUAAAAAUUUUAAAUUUAAUUCAAAAAUAACAAACUCCCUACAAAGCAAAAAAAGUAUAGAAUAAUAAAUUAGAUUGAUAGUAAAUAAAGGUAAUGAGGAUGAUAAAAUAUAAGAUAACUAAAUUAAAAUGAUUGAUUAAAUGGAAAUAGGUUACCUUCUUGGAGGACUGGUUAAGGGAAUAGUAGUAAUUAAGGUAGGUUAAGGGAACUGGUUCACAUUUGUGUUUUUCUUGAUGAAAAAGAUCAGCAGUCAAUCUGAUGUCAGUAAAGAAUAUGCUGCUAAAGCACAGAUCGUUCUGUCACUUUUUGAAUGGUGCUGGUAAUAAGCAUGGCCUGAUUAUGGAAUUUGUAACUGAUUGAAGUUCUUUAAUUGUUUAAGUCUCUGGUAGGCAAUUUGAACCGUAAAUUUAAGAUGUGUUGUUAUGACGAUAAUAUGUUUACUUCUAUUUUCAUACUGCAUAUUUUUUGCUGAAUAUUUAAUUUUUGUCUCAUAGCAAAAACGAUUGAUAUGCUAAAAUGUUCUUGUUAAGUUAAGUUUGAUUGUUAAUACUAUUCUCUUCAAUAUGUAUAUUUCUUCUCUUUAAAUAGACCAAGAACACUAGUAUUCAAAAAAGCAUCUAAUAUUUACUUGUGUUAAAAUUUAUUUGAAAUGAUUCAAAACUAAAUAUUGAUGAAGGUGCAAAUUCUUUACAAAUGUUUAUUUAAUAAUAAUGCGAGUAAAAGAAAUACAAAUGUGCAUUUUUGUAUUUAAUGUAAGUGCAUUUUUAUAUUUUUGUGGUGCAUUUUUGUAUUUAAUUUUUUUACAAGAUAAACUGAAUAUAAUGUGAUAAAUAUUUUAUUGUGUGAUAAAUCUUGAAUAUAAUUUCAUUUGUAUCUCUUGAUAUACUUAAUAUAUUUUUCUACAAAUUCACUUAUCAAAAUUCAGUAUUGUUCACAUAUUUUU